AUGGUUUCUGAGUUUUACAAAGAGGGGACCAGAGGAAAUGCUGUGAGCGUCAACAUCUCUCAACGUGACAUUGCCUGCCUGCUUCACCUUAGGUUGAAGUCAAACACUCCACGCUGUAUGACUUUUGGGGAGCUCCGGACACUGAAGCCCAACAUCAGACCCUCUCCUAAGAGAGCCAGGGGCCUGACUGUGGUUGCUUUGCCCUUUGAUCCAGACUACAAAGAUGCCAUCACACCCCCCUACAUGGUCUACCUGAAAUCUGAUUACUUGCCUUGUGCUGGAGUCCUGAUCCACCCGCUUUGGGUGAUCACCGCUGCACACUGUAACCUACCGUGAGAAGCUGCAGUUAAUACUGGGAUUACAAAGCCAUCAAAUCUCAAAGAAGAAAAUUAUCUACAAGUGGUUGGUUAUGAGAAGAUGAUCCAUCACCCAAAAUUCUCCAUCACUUCUAUCGAGCAUAACCUCAUGCUCAUCAAGCUAAGUGACAACAUUGAGCUCAAUGAUUAUGUGAAACUGGCCAGCCUGCCCAGAGAACCCGCUGCUGAAAACACCCUGUGCAUGGUCUCCACCUGGGCCUACCAUGUGUGUGACAUCUACAAGGGCCCUGACUCCCUGCAAAACGUGAACAUCUCUGUCAUCUCCAACACCGAGUGCCGUGCUGCCUAUAAAACCUACAACAUCAGGGACACCAUGCUGUGUGUGGGCAUUGUGCCCGGAAGGAGGCAGCCCUGUAAGGUAAGUACCCUCGAUGCCUUCAUUUGCCCAUUUUGUUGUGUUCCUUGGCCAGAAAAAACAAGCCAGGUUCCUUUUUCCUGGCAGGAAGUCACAGCUGCUCCCGCAGUGUGUGAUGGGAAACUUCAAGGAAUCCUGACUUUUGCGGACGGAUGUGUUUUGAGAGCCGAUGUUGGCAUCUAUACCAGAAUCAUUAACUAUAUGCCCUGGAUUGAAAAUACCAUCCGGAAUAACUGAGCUCUCACAGCUGGAAUUCUAGACCAUGUGAUACCAUCUGUCCCCGAGUCCAGCCUCAGAAUUAAAUAUAAACCAUCUCCAGGGCUCCAUAGCAGAAUUCUAGACCCUGUGACAUCACCUGUCCCCAAGUCCAGCCUCAGAAUUAAAUCUAACCAGUCUCCAGAGUUACAUCUGUCUCACUCCUGCCCGACAGAGUGGGUGAUUGGUACCUACCUAUAUUGGGACUAUAAACAUGGCAGUCCUUCCUCCUUCACUAUUGAUGAUGAUGGCAAAUUCCAUACCCCUUAGGCAGUUAGUUGGCAUUUACAAACUGGGGACUGUGUUCUAACAAACUGAUCACUGACUGAAAAGAAAGACCACUUGAUUGAUACUUUGGGUCACAAAAAAGCCUGCGACUUGCACUGAAUUCAAUAGCAUGUGCUUUUGGCGAGGUACACAGGCCAACUGGAAAAAGGAAGUCUGGGAAGGACGGCACUCAAUCAAAGUCCUGGGGAGGGCAGAGGAUUUAAGGGGCGGGGACUCUGGGAGGAAGGGCACUUGGUUUCUCCUCGCCCAAACUGGACACAGAUUCUGGUCAUUCAUUUUGCAGGACUCUCAGUAGGGACUUGAGCUCUGAGGGGUUAAAGCCAAAGUUAACUGGGGCUUAUGACACAGAGAAAGAGGGAGCCCAGGAGGGAUUUUUGCAAUACCUGCAUGUGUGCCCUUAGUACUCCAGCUGCCCCGGGAGUUCCAUUCUCCUCCGGUUGUCAUUCUUGCAUUUUUCUUCCUUCCCAUUUCUCUUUUCAUCUCACCUAUAUAGCUCCUAUUACCCUCGAAGAGUUUCCAUGGGUAGUUUUCCACGGGGAGUAGCCUUUGGCAAUUUGAAGAUCAAAAGCACAAUAACAAAAACAAGCUUUAGAGAGUUCUGUCUGUGGCCAUUACAAGUGAGGUACUGGAGCCUUACAGUCCAGCUAGGGAAGAAGCAGCAGGGAAUGAGGGAACUCCUCUCAAGAAGCAGAAGUUCCAGCAGUAAGUUCUGUCCUUGCUAGGGUUCUAAAGCCCUCAAUCAAUAAAGCCUAGCUUGCAGUGUUGAAAGGCGACAUUGUGUGUGGACUAUUCAAUGCAGCUGUGAGCACUUCACCUUCAUGUAUGUUACUGGUUGAAUUUUCUGCUAUAGGAGAAACAGACGGUUUUUGCAGGAGACAUUUCCCAGCUUGCAAUGGUGCUAAACUUUCAACAGAUCCUACUUACAAGGCCAGCUGAUUCUAGGCGAUAAAGCAUAUGUUAAGGUCUCUGAAUUCCAUGGGCAUCAGCCUACUCUCUCACCACUGUCACUGUAAGGUAAAUUCCUUGGUUGGAAAGUUUUGUGCAAUACACAAGGUAUUCAAGGAUGGUAGUGCUGAGAGUGACAGUGGCAAGGGAAAGAAAAUCCAAAUCUAGAAUAUGUCCUGUUCAGUGAACACCAAGAGCUACUCUGACGAUGAUGGGAAGGGACCCAUACACCACCACAUGGUUCGUGGGAGACUUGAAGUGCUGUGACCUGCCCGUGUUAUAUUAAGGAUGAGAUUGGUUGCCGACAAUGGCAAACUGGGUCUUUGCAAGAAGUCCCUGCAUGUGCUCCAUUUGGUCCCUCUGCUCCUUUGUUCAUGAAGCCAUUUUUAAAAACACUAAAAGAAACAAACAAAAUACAAGGCCCUCAAAAGAGAUCAGCUUGUCUAUCUGAUCAUUAAAGUCUUUUGCUGCGAUAGCAUUCUGAUGAGAACUCUCACAGAAUGAUAUAUUUUCCUGUUCCAGGGUGACUGUGAAAAAAUCCUACUAUGAAAUCCUUCCUCAAAUGGCUUAUCCCCAAUUUCCCCACCUUGUUCCUUCUGAGUCCUAUCAGAAAGCAGACCAUCAGCUACUCUCAAGAAAUUCAUGUAAAUCUUGAACUCAGGAAAGAGAACAAUAUCUGUGGAUUGAACUUCUGUCCCCUGAGAAUAAUUCAAUUCUCCUUUUUCCUUCACAGAGUCCCUCUGGGGGGUUUUACUAUCGCAGCAGGACUUGUACAGUUGGUACUAAUAUAUCAAACAAAACCAUGCACAAUCAAGGUGACAUGUUUUCACCCUCAGUAAACCGCUGAUGGAGAAAUCUCUUUGAGGUCUUAAGUGUGGGUUGAGGAAAGACUGCCCAGAGCAGUUGCUUAUGCAACUUCUUUGGACCUCUGUUCCAUCUAUGCUUCUAAUUGAGGAUGAAGUGCAAAUGAGCAUAUCCAAGGUAACAACAAAGACAGGCAGGUGGCCCCACCUGGAGCAAGUUCAUGAUCAACUAGUGAUCUGGAUGCUGGCAUUUAGUCUCUAUCGGACCCUAGUAGCAAACCAGAAGCUAUUUCCUAAAAAAUUACCAUUGACUUUGCUACCGAGUUUAGGGACCUCGGGGUUGAUGGUCUUAAGCUUUGCCCUAAGUUUCACUGACUAUGCAAAAGAUGUGGUUAGCAUCAUUGGAUCUACAGAGUGUAUUUUUUUUAUCUUUUGUCCUUUUUAGGGCCAUACCCACAGCAUAUGGAGGUUCCCA
Molecule: messenger RNA, 3498 nt
Organism: Sus scrofa (pig)
Lineage: Eukaryota; Metazoa; Chordata; Mammalia; Artiodactyla; Suidae
Source: RefSeq, a predicted model, not a curated record